Messenger RNA from Phytophthora infestans T30-4, 633 nucleotides. RefSeq lists its product as uncharacterized. The transcript is spliced from 7 exons. The coding region runs from base 1 to 633 and encodes 210 amino acids. Lineage: Eukaryota; Oomycota; Peronosporomycetes; Peronosporales; Peronosporaceae. The record is from RefSeq and is a predicted model, not a curated record.
AUGAACGCAGCGGCGCUGAAGGAAUGCGGGUCAGCAUCCGCAGCCCAGCAGCAGAUCUUCAAGGCGCAUGUGAACGACCUGUGCGCGACGGUGUUCGCAGCAGCGCUGAGGAAAUACAACCCAGAGGACAAACAGGAAGUGGCGCCUGUGGAUGAGGAGACAGUCGCCAAGCUGAAAGAGUUAGAAACGAAGCUCAAGGAGAAGGAAGCUGCUGUCAAGAAACUCCGGGAACGAGUACCGAGGAUGGCGGCGGCUGAUGCCCGUCGAGAACUGGAGAAAGCUCGCAAACGCCACGCAGAUGUGCUCGUGGCGGAGCCGGAGUUGACGGGAGACCUUGGCUCAGAACUGACGGAAGAGCAAGUGGAGGCACUGAAGGCAGCCUACGUGAAGACGACGUCUUCGAUUGCUAUUACGAGUGCGAAGCUGUCACAAGUCAUGGACCAAACCACCGAGACGAUUAACAUUGUGGAGAAGGCGAUGAAGCGGCCAAAGACUGAAAUUGACAUUGCUAUGGAGAACAGUCCGAUCAAGGCCAAGGCAUUGCUCAACGAGGAGGAAAAGAACAGCCUCCAGCAGCCAUCGCCUCUUCGAACUCGUCUAGCAUUGCAGUUGAGCGCCUCUAAAAACGUGUAA